This is a messenger RNA of Zophobas morio, 1413 nucleotides long. Its product is annotated as U5 small nuclear ribonucleoprotein 40 kDa protein. Lineage: Eukaryota; Metazoa; Arthropoda; Insecta; Coleoptera; Tenebrionidae. Gene Ontology annotation, cellular component: catalytic step 2 spliceosome. The transcript is spliced from 3 exons. The record is from RefSeq and is a predicted model, not a curated record. Bases 245 to 1288 code for a protein of 347 amino acids. Gene Ontology annotation, molecular function: RNA binding; protein binding.
CAUGUAUUUCUUAUGGAGUCAGCUGAGACUUUCAUAGCCCUGUCUAUGGUGUGUGUAUUCAUAGCGAAUGUUCUGUGGUAUUCACAUUCACAGAGUUGUACUGUGGAAGUGUAAAUGAAAACGCGACUGACGCGACUUGUGUCCUUGUUGUGUACGGUUGUGGGUUGUGGUAAUUUAGGUUAUGUUUAUGCGUUUUAUUCCGUAACAUUUUUUUGUGAAUAGUCAGUAACAGUGUAGCUUUAAGAUGGUUAUUGAAAAUAAACGUCGAGCUGAAGAAUCAGCUCUGGUUCCAGUCAUCAAAAAAGCCAGGAAUGAAGUGGCAACGUCCAAUAAAAACAAAUCUGUCUUGCAAGCGGCCCCAGCAAGGACUUCAAACUUGUUUGCACCAAUUAUGCUCCUGGAAGGACACGAGGGCGAAAUCUUUUCUGUUGAGUUCCAUCCAGACGGACAGUAUUUGGCUUCAUCAGGCUUCGAUAGGAGGAUAUUUAUAUGGAGCGUUUACGGCGAAUGCGAAAACUUGUCUGUAAUGAGUGGUCACACAGGGGCUAUAAUGGAACUGCAUUUCACACCUGAUGGAAGUAACAUUUUCACAGCAAGCACUGACCAUACUUUGGGUUUGUGGGAUCUACCAACGGGUCAACGGAUUAAAAAAUACAAAGGUCACACCACUUUUGUUAAUUCAGUACAAGGAGCGAGACGAGGUCCACAGCUAAUGGUAUCAGGCAGCGAUGAUACAACAGUCAAACUAUGGGACAUUCGUAAAAAACAAGCAAUUACUACAUUCAAUUCCAACUAUCAGGUAGUUGCUGUUGAGUUUAAUGAUACAGCGGAACAAAUUUUCAGUGCAGGAAUUGAUAAUGACAUCAAAGUUUGGGACAUACGGAAUCAUGAAAUUAUUUAUACUUUAAAAGGGCACACGGAUACAGUCACUGGACUGUCAUUGAGUCCUGAUGGGUCAUACUUACUUUCGAAUUCUAUGGAUAAUAGUUUGAGAAUAUGGGAUGUAAGACCAUAUGCGCCACAAGAAAGAUGUGUUAAAGUAUUUACAGGACACCAGCAUAAUUUUGAGAAAAACCUUUUGAGGUGUUCGUGGUCUAAAGAUGGUUCAAAAGUUAGUGCAGGAUCGGCUGAUAGAUUUUUGUAUAUUUGGGACACUACGUCUAGGAGGAUAGUUUAUAAACUGCCUGGACAUAAUGGAAGUGUUAACGACGUGGAUUUCCAUCCUACUGAACCCAUCGUUGUGUCAGGAGCUAGUGACAAACAAAUUUAUUUAGGUGAAAUAGAUUAAUUUUUUAUGAUUAUGAAGUGGCUCAUUCAUUCAUUAAAAAAUUGAAUAAUAAUUUUCCUACUUUUGUCUUGGAUUUGUAAGUUUGUAAAAAUAAUACAUAUAUUAGUAAAAUAAUGAUCCCAAAA